GCACGGGAAGAAUAGCUGCUGUGUGCCGUACGGGCGAGAAGAGAAAGAUGGGCGAUCAUUCUGAUAGGUCGUUAUUGUUGACAACAACGUGUGUUUUGUGAGUCCAGGUUGAGAGAGAGAGAGAGAGAGAGAGAGAGAGAGAGAGAGAGAGAGAGAGAGAGAGAGAGAGAGAGAGAGAGAGAGAGAGAGAAGGUGGGGAGGGGAGGGCGGUUAGAAAGAGAGAGUAGAGUAGAAAGUUCAAAGUGGACAGGAUUUUUGUCUGGCAUAUUAUGUAUAUCUAUACCUACUAGAUCUAGCAGCUGUAUAUGUGUGCAAAUGUGUAUAAUAUUGUGUACUAUUACUACUAUAUAUAAAGUUAUAUGUAUACACUUGAGCAGCGGCUGAGCGGGUAAAUAACAAAAUUACACAGUUGAGUGCUGGUUGUUGCUGCAAAGAGGAGGAAUACUAGCAUUAGUAGCGUAUAAUUGUACUGACAGGCAGACAAGAUGUUUUCCCGUGGUCGAUCCUCGAAGAAGGCCCCCAAGCCCUCGCCCCCAGCGGCUCCACCUCCAUCACCUCCAUCAGUCCCAGCAGUGGACCCCCCAGUCCCAGCGGCCCUGUCAGACCCAGUGGUCGAGCCAGUCCCAUCGGCCCCGUUGGCUGCGGGAGGUCCCACAUCGGAGCCCCAGGACUUGGGAAUGGAGGGCCCAAGCAGUGCAGAGGUUCUGAGCCCCUGGCCUUCCCAGGACCAUCAUGGACCCCAUUCAUCUCCCUCCUUCGGCAUGUCUAUGGACUCCCAUUUCGGCCACUCGCGGACCCCAAGCAUGGAGAACAUGAUCGUGUUGGGCAGUUACUCAAAGAACAGUCUUGAGGUGUCAGAGUCUGUGGGCGCAGACGACAGACGCUAUGGUGGACGCAAAGUCCAGGAGAAGUGUAACGUGUGUCGAGAGUGGGUGGGGAGGGACGAAAAGGGUGACGCUUUUGUGCCAUGCGAAUGUGCUUUUCCAAUUUGCCGGGGGUGCUACGAGUACAUCCGAGAGUAUGAAGAGGGGUUGUGCCCCCAGUGUCGAGAGCCUUACAAGCGUAUGAAGGGUAGCCCCACGGUCAGCUCAGACCCCCCUGAAGCUCAGGAUGUAGGGGGCGAUGACGGCAUUUUUCAGCCCCUGGGAAAGGCCGACAAGCGGACGACGGUGCCAAAGAAAAAGACCCCAGUCCUGACCACCGCCCGGUCAAUGAAAGUGAUGAUCGAAGGGCCCCCAGAGGGGGACCCCGGUGACGCCAAGUCGAUGAUGGAUGGGGUAAGGGAGAGAAACAUGUCGGUGGUGCCGGUACCUCCAAAGACCGGCCAUGGACUCGAUCCCGUGACCUCCGCUCUGCUUUCUAUCCAGAUCCUUGAUCCCACAAAGAACAUGGACGACUACGGUUAUGGGAGCAUUUCGUGGGCGGAUGGCAAUGUUGUUAAAUCGGUUGCAAGAGCUGCAGGAGGAGGAGGAGGACAGGGGGCUGAAGGUGGGGUUAAAUAUGGGGGGAAGAACAUAUCUGUAGAUGACACUCGUCGUCCUCUAGCACGUGUUAUUCCCAUCUCAGGAAACUCUAUCAAUCCUUACCGGUUAACCAUUCUCGUGCGCUUUGUUGUGCUCUGUCUGUUUCUCAAGUGGCGUGUGCAAAACCCCAACAAUGGGGCCUUCGUCCUCUGGCUCCUUUCUGUCGUUUGCGAGAUCUGGUUUGGCAUUUCCUGGAUCCUCGAUCAGGCCCCCAAAUGGGCCCCCAUCACGCGAGAGACCUAUCUCGAUCGCUUAAGCUUGAGGUACGAGAGGCCCGGCGAGCCAAACAAGCUACUUCCUGUUGAUAUCUUCAUCACCACUGCAGAUGCUGAGAAGGAGCCCCCCCUUGUCACAGCUAAUGUCGUCUUGUCCGUCUUGGCUAUGGAUUACCCUGUGGAUAAGAUUGCGUGCUAUGUAUCGGAUGACGGAUCAUCAAUGUUGACUUUCGAGGCGUUGACCGAAACGGCAAGCUUUGCACGAGCUUGGGUCCCUUUCUGCAAGAAGCAUGAGAUUGAGCCCCGGGCACCGGAAAUGUACUUCCAGCUCAAGCUCGACUACACCAAGGGGAAAACCAAUACCGACUUCAUCAAGGAGCGGCGACACAUGAAGAGGGCCUACGAUGAAUUCAAGGUGCGAAUCAACGCUCUAGUUGCCAAGUCCAAGGAGCCACCAGAAGAUGGUUGGAAGAUGCAAGAUAACUCGCCAUGGCCCGGAAACGACAAGCGAGACCACGUGGGCAUGAUCCAGGUCUUCCUUCAACCUGAUGGAGACACCAAGGAUAUCAACGGGGACCCUCUGCCUCGGCUCGUGUACGUUUCUCGAGAGAAACGACCAGGGGUUAACCAUAACAAAAAGGCAGGUGCUAUGAAUGCUCUCAUUCGGACGAGUGCUCUGAUCACGAACGGGCCUUUCAUCCUCAAUCUUGAUUGCGAUCAUUACAUCAACAACGCCAAAGCCAUUCGCGAGGCUAUGUGUUUCCUGAUGGAUCCGAAGAAGGGAAGUCAGGUGUGCUAUGUCCAGUUCCCUCAGCGGUUCGAUGGUGUCGACAAGAACGAUCGCUAUGCGAACCACAACACUAUCUUUUUCGAUGUGAACAUGAAAGGGUUGGAUGGGGUGCAGGGUCCUAUGUACGUCGGCACAGGUUGUGUGUUUCGGAGGCAAGCGCUGUAUGGAUUCUGCCCUCCGCUGAGAGGCAACACACUGGACGACGAAGAGGAUGCCGUGUCCCGAGGAUGUUGUGCCUCCCUCUGCUGCUGCUGCUUCUGCUGUGGCCCGCGCAGUCGCAAGGCUGCACUGGAGCACAAACGCCUCGUCACUGCUGUUAUUGCCGGUCAGCAGGAGGAGGAGGGUAAUCAUCUGGUGCCGACACAAUGGCACACAAAGCGCUUUGGAAUGUGCCGGAACUUCGUUGCCACCGUUGGCGAUGCAGAGGGUAGCGUUCCUGACGUUGGAGCUUAUCAGGUUCUGAGCGAUGUGAUCCUCGUCAUUUCCUGUGGCUACGAGGAGAACACAGAGUGGGGAAAAACGGUCGGCUGGAUGUAUGGAUCGGUUACAGAAGACAUCGUCACUGGAUUGAUCAUGCAUGUGAACGGCUGGCAUUCUGUCUACUGCAUGCCAAAGAGGUCUGCAUUCAAGGGAUCUGCGCCAAUCAAUCUGACGGAUAGGCUGGGACAGGUGCUUCGGUGGGCCACGGGUUCGGUAGAAAUCUUCUUCUCGAAGCACAACCCGCUCUUCCACAACUACUUCAAAAGCCUCAAGGUUAUGCAAAGACUGGCCUACAUCAACACCGUCGUGUACCCGUUCACGUCCCUUGCGUUGCUUCUUUAUUGCUUCUUGCCGGCGUUCUGCCUCUUCACCAACCAGUUCAUCAUCAACGAAAUCACCGAGAUAGCGGUUCUGUACUUCUUAUUGCUGUUCAUCUCCAUUUUCCUGACUUCCAUUCUCGAAAUUCGGUGGAGCGGAGUGACACUGGAAGAAUGGUGGAGAAACGAGCAGUUCUGGGUCAUUGGAGGAACUAGUGCCCAUCUGGCAGCUGUCACACAGGGUUUGCUUAAGGUCAUCUUCAGAGUGGAUAUCUCCUUCACCCUGACACAGAAAGGGAACGACAACGACGACGACCCUUAUGCAGAGCUCUACGCCUUCCGCUGGACAUGGUUGAUGGUUCCUCCGACCACAAUUAUAAUGGUCAACAUCAUUUCGUGCUUCGCCGGAGUGUCUCGCGAAAUGUACAAGGACCGAGUCGAGCAGAACUGGGGUCGGCUCAUGGGAAUGGUCUUCUUCUCCUUCUGGGUGCUCUCCCAUCUUUACCCCUUCGCAAAGGGUUUGAUGGGAAAGACCAACAAGACACCGACGAUCGUCAUCGUCUGGUCUAUCUUGUUGGCCAUUGUUUUGUCGCUGCUUUGGGUCCAUGUUCUCUCGCCGCGAUUCUAAUCACACACUCUUGUCCUCCUCCUCCUCCUCCUCCUCCUCCUCCUCCAUAUGUCUCAAAAUACUGAUCGAUCCACCCACUCCGGCACACCUGGUCCACCAUGCUCGUGGCCGCUUCUUUAGAAAGAGCGGGAUGUUCUGCCUGGUUUUCUGCGCACUCCUGACAGAUCCCUGGCGGCCGUGAACAAGAAGGAGAAGAAGAAUAGGAAAACGUAUAGAGGGGUCAUGUGGGGAGCUGCUGCUGUGAAUAAUUGGCCUUGUGACAUGUUGUUGGGGUGCACUCGUUUCCACACACCAACGUUUCCCGCCAGUGUGAGGAUCCAGCAAGCAAGCACCUCGUGCGCCUGCCUCUGCAAUCCAUUACCACCAGUGCGAUGAAGAGGAGGUAUUCCACUGUUGGUGGCUGUAUGCUCUUCAUCCACCUGAUGAGUAUGAGGAUGCAGAUGAGCAGAUUGAUGAGGAUGAGAAUAAGGAAGAGGAUGACGAUGAGGAUAUUAAGGAUGAAGCCGCGGACUGCACAGACAGGCCGCUACAUUACAGGUGCUGAUUUUUCAGAAGAGAAGAGUGUUGCGUCGUCGGGAUCGUCUUUAUUGGUCCCAUUGCUGUCAUCCCCUCCUCAUGGAUUGCGUGCUGCUUUCGGAGGACAUGGGCACACGGUCAUUUCUCCUCCAUCGCUGGAGGAGAGUCAAGAAGCGCAGUGAUUUUCCAGAGUGAUAACACACGUCAGGAACCAGAUUACCUCCACCAGAGUCCAGACCAAGGUAACAUGACACUGCCUAGGGUUGUUGACCUACCGGUAGCCUGUGCAGAGGAUUUCCCUUUAUCUCCCUGGCUUGUAACUUAUUAGGCCUCUUACCCUAAUCAACCUAUUUAAAUUUCAUCAUAUUCCGUUCAUAAAAGCCAACCGAUGCAAGGCCACACACAUUGAAGUGGUCACUUGCCUGUGAAUUUCCUGUGACAGUCAUUCAUUCCUUCUCUUUCCAUCAUAGGUCGUAACAACAGUAGUAGGUUUCAGUUUUGGUGACUUUUCCCUCCUGCAAUCGUGUGGCAACAGCUGUGAGCGGCUAUGGAUCGAAGAAGAGGAUCUGAAGAUAGCGUUCACCAUGGGCAUCAACAAGGGCUCUCUUGUGGAUGAACAUGUAUGCUUCUGAGAGGAAACUCCAGAAGCUAGCACUGAUGUAAUUCUCGAGGGUGUCCUUGAUCGGCAGGCACAACUUUUAUAGACCUAGGCCUAGGCAGGCACAUCUGCUAUAGACGUAGCCCUAGGCAGGCACAUCUGCUAUAGACCUAGGCCUAGGCAGGCACAUCAGAUUCUGCAAUAGACCUAGGCCUAGGCAGGCACAUCAGAUUCUGCUAUAGACCUAGGCAGAAAGGAGAAUUCUCGAUCAUUGGGGUUUUCAUACUUGGUUAGAGGUUUUCAACUAUAACGCCGCAAUCUCCUUUGCCAUGGUGGCGACAAUCCCCCGUAGCACUUGCUGAUGUCUCCAAAGCGUUGGCUCAUGGAAUCACGGUAUGGAAUUACGUAACAAUAACGGAGAGGCCCGAAACAUUUUUACUGAGUCUGGGGAUGCAGUUGGCUUUUCACUGUGGUCGACUUGUUUCGUCUAGAAAAAAAUGUAGAAUGCGUCCUCUACUCGGUAGUUCAGUAGCAGGCUUGUUUGGUCGCUUUCUUCGUCGCUCGAGGGGCUGCCGUGGUAACAACCACCACUUGUGUUUCAAUUUCUUCAGGUCACUGUUUCAUAGCUUUUUAUGAGGUUGCACGGGGAGCCAGCUGAGAGUGCUUGUUAUAUCAAAUUUGGCACCAUGGAUUUUGUCAGAAAUGUUUGAUUUUCUGUUUGAUACUCUGACUGACUGUGGUUAUGUUUAAUUGAGGUCACUUUUGCCAGUAGUUUAGUUUAUAACUUCAUCGUUUAUUCAAUCUCAUAUAUGUCUGAGGAUCCACUGAGUAAGUGGACUUCUUUUGUGGGAAAGAGAGAGAGGUCACCCUUACGGUAUUGCACAAGGCAGAAGGUUGUGCUCACUUAUGCUUCUACAACUCGAAGCUGGUUUGCAGUCGGUUUUUAGGAUUUCAUGCGCAUGCAGAGCCCAUUCUCCCAAUCUGCCCAAACCUUCCUUUUUUUCUUUUCUUUUCUUUUUCUCUUAACAGGAAAGCCAGGCCAGCGUCACUAGGGAAGGUGAUAUGAGCAGCCUCCCCUAGUGUGCUAUCCGGUUGCUCCAACCUAUUGGUGGGGACACUGGGGAGCCACACCUGCUGGAAAACGGGUCCAGCAUCCCUUCCGAACCAUUGAUAAACAGCAGAAGGACUG
This is a messenger RNA of Chara braunii, 6256 nucleotides long. NCBI's taxonomy places the organism in Eukaryota, Viridiplantae, Streptophyta, Charophyceae, Charales, Characeae. The record is from the annotation of a GenBank genome assembly.